This is a messenger RNA of Brachypodium distachyon (stiff brome), 3887 nucleotides long. Its product is annotated as probable 2-oxoglutarate-dependent dioxygenase ANS. The transcript is spliced from 3 exons. The coding region runs from base 2498 to 3598 and encodes 366 amino acids. NCBI's taxonomy places the organism in Eukaryota, Viridiplantae, Streptophyta, Magnoliopsida, Poales, Poaceae. The record is from RefSeq and is a predicted model, not a curated record.
UUUUUCCUCUUUCUCGUGUGCUUGACAUGGGCCAUGGGUUAAUCAGUCGCCGGUUGCUUCUGGAUGCUGACUUCUUAUUGCCGCGUGCCGAAAUCAAAUGCUUCACCAGCUUGUACAAGACAAUCUCACGAUUGCUACUGUUACCAGAGCUAGCACCAGGUCUCUUGUGGCACAUUGUGUCAAUGCAACAUGUGUUUGAUUGAUUUGCUGGUCUAGCUGACGUAGAGCUGCACAUAGAGUAAUACUAGUAGUUGGUUCUUCUAGUCUAUAUUAGCAUGUGGGCAUUGACUAGUUAAUUAAGGUCGCUGUUGCCCUAGCUUUGCUGUCGCCCUGCAACCGGCACCUGCCUUCAUUAUGGUAUAUUUGCGCCGGCCGGCGACCUCCUCCUUUUGUUCACUUCGACGGCUGGGAUGGUGUAACGUCAUCGGUGAUCGCUCCUAUCUUGGUUUUGAGGUCAAGAUUAUACAAUUGUGCACGAAACACAGCAAAGGUUCCUAGCUUAGACAUGUUGGGCAAUCUAGAUACUACUACAUGUAUGUUUAUCCUUAAUUUUUGCUGUCGCUUUGCUCAGUUAUAAUGUAGGCCUUUGACAUGGAUGUUAGCAGAAUCAUAUCAUUGGAUGAUUUGCUUGACUUUCCAUUUCAGCACAUGCGCAAUCAGUUUUCUUGAGUUACAUCGCCUAGUCUUCCAUUCAGUUUUCUUGAUCUGUUAAUGUCUUGCACUCUUACUGGACUAUCUCUGCUGACAAUGUAUGAUUGCUCUUAUUUUCCCCCAAAACUAUUUGCAGGCCUUGUAAAUUUUGAAGAUAUUGUGUAUCCAUAACUGGCAGCCUUCUAAUACUAUUAGCUCUGUCGCCUAUCUAUUAUUAACCUAGCACUUCUAGUAUCAUGCAUCGCCUUCGCUUGCGAAUUGCUCUUUGUACGUUGCAUUAAUGCAACAUGUUUGUAGUUGAUUUGCUGGUCUAGCUGAUGCACGUACAUUGAUGUGUCAUGCUUAUUGACUAGUUGAGCUCCAGCUAUAAAGCCUUUCUUGCUGAAAUAUAGUUACCUUACCCUGCAAACUAGCUCCCCCUGCCAGGCACCUCAUCAAUUGAUUGAUCAAGGCACCUGGAUACUGCACGUAAGCACAUUGAGUUUGAUCCUGUACACUUUGUUUACAUCAUCAAUGAGAUAUUCAUGCAUGGUCCCAACCAAACCUCAAUGCUAAUUAAUUAUGAGCAUACAUGUCAGGCAAUACCAAUAUUAUUUAGUAUAUUAUAUGCACCAGUUAUAGUGCCUGUACACCUAAUUUGAUAUCGAUGACAUGAUGUUAUGCUGAACUGUAUCGUUUGCUGAUUUGUUUGACUUUCAUUUCAGCACAUGCGUAUUUUGUUUUUUUUAUUGCACUGAUCCUAUCCUUCCAUAGACCUCCGGGAGCCAAAUUUGUCCAUUUGUUAGAUUUAGACCACGUGUGGUGUAACCAGCCUUUCCAACUACAAUGUUCUGUUCCAUGGGGGGGUGAGGAGGGGUAGUGUACUUCUUUCAUGUCCUGACCAACUCUCCUCGUCCUAGGAGAAUUUAUAUGGUUCAUCCAGUAAAACAGUCAAGCACAUAACUCCGAUGCUAUGUUAUUAUUAUUUUACUGUAGAGCAACGCGUGCUUAUAAUGCAUAUAUGAUCUGCAAAACGUAUGGUAGAAUGCAUGCAAACAUUUUCCCCAAAUGAACACAUGGAUUUCUAGUUUACAGAAGUAAUUUGUCAUGGUCAGCAAUAUAUAUUCGAUGCUUGCUGGGGUUACUAAAACUCCUUGAAGCUCAGCAAGAUUUGAUUCAGAAAUGCAAUUCCCCCUCCUACUAGCUGCAAUCAAAUCCAUCCCCAUCAAUUGGUAUGUGUUCUUUGAUUUUGACUAUGUGCAAGCAUCAUCUGAAAUGGUUGUUACAUGUCUAUAGUUCAUAGUUUUAAUAGUAUAGUAUAACAUGUUUAUAAUCAUGUCCACGAAGACAACAUCCAAGAGUGCAACUGAAAAAUAAAAAUCCCUCUAAUGUCUUUAAAGUUCAGUCUUCAUCUACUGUGCGUUUUAAAAUUGCCAAAUCAAUAUUGUAUUCCCCAUUUUCAAGUUUACAAGAAGGAAAAUAUAUUACAUGUGUGCUUACGUAGCAUAUAUUUACUAUUUGUACAAAUUAGGAAAGAAGCAGAUGAAUGCUAGUAUUUAUUAGCUUUCCUCAUAAGAUAUCCUCUAUUAAUGGCAUUUGAUACUGUAAUCAAAGUAUCAAACAUUUUUGUAAGAUCUUAUUUAGAAUGAUAUGAUAAAUGAUUCAUCUCUCUGCAACUUAUCGUAAGAAAUGUGGGCAUAAUCUUGUGAAAUCGUAGAUAUAUAUCCUUCCAAUUCCACCAUUAAUUGCAUUCCACUAAAUAAAUGCAUUGCCAUUCAACCUCAUAAACCACAUAUGUUUUCUCUAUAUAAACCCACACACACGCAACCCUCUUCUCACAACCAAACCAAGACCUAUCAGUCCCACCAUGGCAAGUUGCAAUCCCCUUGCCUGGCCAGAAACCAUUGUACCAGUGCAAACUCUUUCCAACGCUGGUAUGAGAACCUUGCCACAACAGUACAUCAAGCCUCCAUCCGAGCGUCCUAGUGGUAGCACAAACGAACCCAAACUUAGCAUCCCAGUUAUUGAUCUUGCUAGCUUCUCUAAUGUUCCUGACCAUCACCAAGCAAUGCUAAAAGCAAUGGCUCAUGCAUGUAAGGACUGGGGAUUCUUCCAAAUAGUAAACCAUGAUGUGGACAUGGAUGUUGUGAAGAGGGUGAGAGGUGCAUGGAGGGAGUUCUUUGACCUCCCCAUGGAAGAGAAGAAGGUAUAUGCAAACUUACCAGUAACUUAUGAGGGGUAUGGUAGCCGCCUCGGAGUUGAGAAAGGAGCAAUCUUGGAUUGGAGUGACUAUUACUUCCUAUAUGUCUUUCCCAGUGAUGUCAGGAACCUUGACAAGUGGCCAAAGAUUCCUACUGACCUGAGGGAAGCCACUGAGAAGUUUGCAUGCCAAUUGAUGAAUCUCAGUAAAGUUCUGCUCAAGGCUAUGUCCAGUAGCUUGGGAUUGCAGGAUGACUACCUCCAUAGUGCUUUUGGUGGCAGUGAUGGCAUCUCAGCUUCCAUGCGCAUGAAUUACUAUCCUAAAUGCCCACAGCCUGAGCUAACUCUUGGUCUCUCCGCUCACUCUGAUCCCGGUGGUAUCACCUUGCUCCUUGCUGAUGAUAACGUCGAAGGGACACAGGUGCGCAAGGGAGACUCGUGGGUCACAGUGCCGCCAAUUCCAGCUUCCUUCCUCGUAAAUGUUGGUGAUCAGCUUCAGAUCCUGAGCAACGGGCGGUACCGGAGCGCGGAGCACCGCGCGCUGGCCAACUCCAACAAGGACCGCUUCACCAUCGCUUUCUUCUGCAACCCACAAUGCGACCUUCCCAUUGCCCCAUCCAGCCAGCUCGUCGGCCCGGAGUCGCCAGCGCUGUACCAGAAGCCUGUCACCUUUGAUGAGUACCGCAAGUACAUUCGCACCAAGGGUCCCAGCGGGAGGAAGCAGAUCUUGUCUAUCAACAGCUCCAUGCAGCCAGAUCCUUCAGCUUGAUCCAUCUCUGCAUGGAUGCUUGUUUGGAAAUAUUAAGAACAGAUAUUUGAAUAGUUUGUUAGGUUCAGUCCAUCAACAAUAAUUUGUUAGGUUCAGUGCAUCAACAGCUCCAUGCAGCCAGAGCCUGCAGCUUUGACCCUUCUCUGCAUGCAUGCAUGUUGUUUUGGAAUAUUAUAAACAGGUUGUGAAAUAAUUUCUUAGGUUGCCCGUGAGCAGAAUCGUGCAUCAUGCUUGUAAAAUUUGUCAUAUGGUUUGGAACCUUUGAUAUAUAUUUUAGUUUGGCUUUCAA